AUGGACUUCGAACAUCACAAUAUGGCCGCUGAGCAGCCAAAGCGAAGAAGGCGAAACAUUGCCAAGCGGCGCCUGCGCAAUAGGGCACCCAUCUCUGCGCGCCUGGCCCUGGACAGCCAACUGCGCGGGAGCAUUGGCAUUGUGUCGGAUGACCUGGCAAACGACCUCUUUCAGCCGCCCUCGGUCACAGAACCGGCUGCAGACGACACCGGAAUCCGCUAUCUCGCCAUCUCGCCGUAUACUCCUGGGUCGAGCGCGGUGGAGGAUCUGGCCUGGACGAUCGUUCCCGUCAGGUUGGAGUCUCUGGAUCGCUCUCAUCCUGCUCCCCUCCCCCACUCAACGGUGCUCUUCCCAGACUCGGCAGAUUCCCUACAGCCAUUCAUCCAGACCCUGACCAAACUUGAUCCUACGCGCCACUCCCUACAAGCGCAGCGUGUCGUCGAGAUCCGAGCUCUGGACGUUGUUCCUCUGCAUCUAGACACUGUAUUUGUCACGGUUGAGCGGGACUUGCUUCGGAACCACGAUGAUGUCCAAAGCAAGUUUGGAGGCGGGUUUACCACAAAUGCGCAUGGCCCGAACGGGAUGUGGGCAAAGGGCGGAAAGGGUCUCGAGAUGAAGAAAUAUUCCAAAAAGACAGCGGCUGACGCGGAGGAAAGACUCACCGCAGCGGUCAGAGAGGCUCUCGGGACACAGAAGGUGGUGCAUACUGGCGAUGUACUGCCGCUUCCGCUACCACCGCAUCCAAUCACCUACGCUGCGCCUCCUCCUGCCCGUAUCUCAUUCUGCGAACCUGUCUCCCAGGGCUUACUUGCUCCAACAACUAAGAUUGUUCUCAUCCAAGCGCGCCCGCCGGGCCAGAGGGCGCAGAGAAGCCUACGGUCUACGUCCGGUCUGCUCAAGCAGGUCGCCGAAGAUGAGGCGGAUGAUACGUCUAACGAGCAGUUUUAUUCUGCUGCGGAAGACAAGCCUACCGAGAGUGGGGCGGAAUUGGAAAGCGCAACACCCCCGGACGACUCGGAAACCGAGGACUCGGCCGGCAACGUUAGCGAUACCUCGGAUGAUUCGCUGGACGACAUGAUUUCGCUGUCGGCCCCGCAACUCCCCCAGCCUCCUUCCGGAGUCAUGUCUUCAAUCACUUCCGCUACCCCUCGUGCUGGUGGUCGGCGCCUUGAUGGAUAUCACACCCCGGGAUCCGUUGCGUCAAAUUUCACGUCGACCACUUUGCGGCCGGGCGGUAGAGCAUCUGGCAAGGUCUUCAAGGCGGAGGGUCUCCUUCGUGGGAUCCCUGCUGAGCUCCUGCAUCCCAAGCCUCGCGAAGACGAUGACACGGGGUCAUUCAUCUAUGUGGAUAUCAGCACACUUGCGAAGAUCGGUUGUUUCUCCGGCGACUGGGUGAAGAUUGAGGCUACUGAGGAACCUCAAACGAAUCUCUUUUCGUCAAUUAAUCUUGGUACAUUCAACGAGCAGGAGGAGGAUAAUGGGGAUUGGCGAGCAGUCAAGAUCUACGGUUUGCCGGGUCUUCCAUCUGCUAAGCCUCGGUAUUCGAUCAACCAAUCGUCCGAUCGCCGUCCCAGCAUCUCACAACGCCCUCCUGUGCGCCUGACUCCAUCCGUAUAUGUCCCCCCACUGCUUCUCAACAAUCUAGACAAUCCGAAAUAUCUACGUCUCUCGCCGAUGGCAUUUGCAACAGGGGCAUCUAGAUCUGGCGUCUUGCACCAAGUGAAGACCAGCGUUGUCCGCCAACCACCUCUGGCGAAGGAAGUGAAUCUCCUCAAGGUGUCGACGCCGCUCUCCAUGGACCGUGUUCUCCAGCCCGCUUUAUUUGCAGGUCUCAAGCAAUAUUUUGAAUCUAAACGGCGACUCGUGAAGAGUGGCGAUCUCGUGGGCAUCAGUGUCGACGAGGGUCUCGGUCGAGCUGUCUUUUCCGGUGCUGCGGCUACAGAUGGUAGCGCUGCGGAUGAAGACUUGACUACACGGCUCAAUCAGACCGGAGAGGCUGCCAAUUCCGGGUUAAAGAAAAUCGGCGUGGCCUGGUUCCGUGUAGCCCAUGUGGCUCCCACCCUGCCCGACGAUCAAGAUGAAGCCGGGGAAGAUCAAUGGGGCGGUGUGGCCGUCAUUGACACGGCGACAACCCGGAUGGUGCAGGCUGGCAGCGACGUCAGCAAAAUCCCUGGCACCCUAGAUAAUGGGUGGGAAUAUUGGCUAGGUGUCAAGACCGUCCCCAAAUCCGUCAGUGAUGUACCAACCCCUCACGGGUUGGUUGUCGAGCCACCGCCAUCAUUCGUAUCCCCCUUGCAGAAGCGGAUCCGUGAGCUGAUGGCCGUGGCGACGAGUCCUCGCGCAAUCCAACUGGGCAUGAAGCCGGUAGUGAUACUUUUGCGGUCGCAGCAGAGACACAUUGGCAAAACCACGCUCGCGACGCGCGCUUGCGCGGAUAUUGGCCUGCAUACCUUCCCAAUUGAUGCGUACGAUAUAUUGACGGAGGGGGGCGCAAAUGGCGGUGAUGUGAAAACUGAAGCCUAUCUCAAAGCAAGAGCUGAGCGGGCCUUCCACUGCGGUUCGCACUGCACCGCGCUUCUCAUCAAGCACAUUGAGGUGUUGACAGCCGACCGGAUAGUAUCUGCAAUGGGCGAGAUCCUGGCAGACGCACGGGUUGUCAUUGCUACAACGACGGACGUCGAGCAGAUUCCCGAAGGAAUACGCAGUCUGUUCACUCAUGAAUUCGAGCUGACUGCCCCGGAAGAGAAGGAGCGUGAAGGUAUUCUUCGGAACGCUGUCUCCGAGCGGAGCAUCAAGCUAGCGCCCGACGUUGAUCUGGGAUCGGUGGCUCUGAAGACCGCCGCGCUCGUCGCUGGAGACCUGGUGGAUGUCGUCGAACGCGCGUCAGCGAUCCGGACUGCUCGUCUGGAGAAAUUAGCAGAGACCGCAAGCAAGUUGGACGCGGGCUCGAAGGUCAGCGUCAGGGACGUCCUUGUCUCCGGUGGUGAUGCAGCACGAGGAAUUACCAAGGCUGAUUUCGACGCCGCAGUCGAUGCCGCACGGAAGAACUUCGCCGAUUCCAUUGGCGCACCCAAGAUUCCGAAUGUUAGCUGGGACGACGUCGGUGGGUUGACCAAUGUGAAGGACGCCCUUGUGGAAACCAUCCAGCUGCCGCUGGAGCGGCCUGAGCUGUUCGCCAAGGGCAUGAAGAAACGCAGUGGUAUCCUGUUCUAUGGUCCGCCGGGUACUGGAAAGACCCUACUUGCCAAGGCCAUUGCGACCGAGUUCUCUCUCAAUUUCUUUUCUGUGAAGGGUCCCGAGCUGCUGAACAUGUAUAUUGGUGAAUCCGAAGCGAAUGUUCGACGAGUCUUCCAGCGAGCUCGUGACGCUCGCCCUUGUGUCGUCUUCUUUGAUGAGUUGGACUCGGUGGCGCCGAAACGUGGAAACCAGGGCGACAGCGGUGGCGUGAUGGAUCGCAUUGUCAGUCAGCUGCUCGCCGAGUUGGAUGGCAUGAAUGGAGGCGAAGAGAAUAGUGGCGGUGUGUUUGUCAUUGGCGCGACCAACCGGCCGGAUCUGCUUGAUACAGCGCUGCUGCGUCCCGGUCGUUUCGACAAGAUGCUCUACUUGGGCGUCUCCGACACGCACGAGAAACAAGCCACCAUCCUGGAGGCCUUGACACGCAAGUUCAAUCUCGACCCGGAGGUGUCUCUGCGCCGCGUCGCCGACCGACUGCCCCUGACUUACACCGGAGCCGAUCUCUAUGCGUUAUGCUCGGACGCGAUGCUCAAGGCCAUCACGCGCAAGGCUACUGCAGUGGAUGAGAAGAUCAAGCAGCUACCAGGCGAACCGGUCAGCACGGCCUACUUUUUCGACCAUCUUGCGACCCCGGAUGACGUUGCUGUCAUGGUGACAGAGGCCGAUUUCACCCGGGCUCAGGGCGAGAUGGUCCCUAGUGUCAGCGCGAAGGAAUUGGAACAUUUCGAGCGGAUUCGGCGGUCGUUCGAGUCUGACGACAAGAAGCAAGAGCCUGAAAACACCUCGGGAUCCGGUUCCAAGCCCCCGCAAACCAUUGGCGACGCCCUGGAAGCCCUCAAGCUGGGACAUCAGCUUGACGGUAUCGUGGAUGGGCCAGUCAUGAAUGGAGAUCACGUCCCACUUGUCAACGGCAAAGGGAAAGGAAAGAUGGGGUCGGCGAUGGCGCGAAGUGCGAGUGGGCACUCCAUCAGCAGCAAGGGCAAGGGCAAGGGAAAGCACAAGGCCUUGACUGCUGGAGGAGGAGAACCCGAUGGCUACACGGAGGAUGGGCCUGUUGCGAACGGGGACGAGGACUACAUUGUCCGAACGGACCACUUGGUGGACUCGUCUCAAUAG
This is a messenger RNA of Aspergillus clavatus NRRL 1, 4350 nucleotides long. RefSeq names its product AAA family ATPase peroxin 6 (gene pex6). The record is from RefSeq and is a predicted model, not a curated record. Bases 1 to 4350 code for a protein of 1449 amino acids. Gene Ontology annotation, biological process: protein import into peroxisome matrix. Gene Ontology annotation, molecular function: ATP hydrolysis activity; ATP binding. Gene Ontology annotation, cellular component: cytosol; peroxisomal membrane. Lineage: Eukaryota; Fungi; Ascomycota; Eurotiomycetes; Eurotiales; Aspergillaceae. The transcript has 3 exons.